This is a messenger RNA of Pyricularia grisea, 3527 nucleotides long. RefSeq lists its product as uncharacterized. The record is from RefSeq and is a predicted model, not a curated record. Gene Ontology annotation, biological process: polyamine biosynthetic process. The transcript has 3 exons. NCBI's taxonomy places the organism in Eukaryota, Fungi, Ascomycota, Sordariomycetes, Magnaporthales, Pyriculariaceae. Bases 232 to 2016 code for a protein of 594 amino acids.
GUAAAUUAUGCUUCAGAAAUAGUUGCACUUAAUGCUAUUAAGUGCCUGACAUUUAGAGGGUACUUAAAUGCUUUUUGCGCCUAAUAUCGCUCAACAAAUUUAAAUAUCUUACAAAGAAAAAACCGAGUCAGGUGGAAUCUGUUUCCCGUAAGCUUCAUUUUGAGCUACAGCUCAACGGGACAACGUCGCCAGUCGGUCAAGAAAACUCUGAAAUCAAAAGGGCAAUAAAAUAUGGCAGCCAAAAAGAGGACAGCAGUCUCCAAGGAGAAAAAUUCGAAGCCAGAUGCGGUCAAUAUAGACCCCAAUACAUCCUUCACUCCCGAAAGCUUUGAGAAGGAGCUCAAAGCCCUAGCUGCAAAGGCCCAGACCGAGACAUGGGGAAAUGCAGUGCGUGAACAGGCUUGGGUCUACGUCCGCCCGAUUGCCCUCUUGAGUUUACUCGCUGUCUACAGCAACGUGUCGCAGCUGUCUCUUUCGCCCGUCUAUGGCGCCAUUCCAUCCUCGUUGUACCAUGGCAGCAUCGUCAUCACGUCGUGCUUCGUGGGUUGGGCUGCGAACCUGCUGUUGCAGCGCGCUCUGCCGCGCAAGGUCAGGCUGGUUCACUUGGUCCCAAUCGUGGCUCUCUACAUUCCCAUGACGCAGCAUUUCUUAUUCAAGUACAGCAACGUUUUGGGCGUGCGCUACGGACCGCUCGUGACUGAGCUGCUCACUCUCUUCCCCCUGAUAGUCGUGGUGGCUGCCUGCUGCGCAACCUACCUCGAGGGAGCCGACUUCAGCCUUCUACCCAAAUGGCUGGCUGAUCCGGCGCCGGGCGCUUUGUCCUGGUCGGUCUACCGCGGCAUGGAGGUGCUGUCAGGAAACUGGCUGCAGAACAACAUCGGUCAGACCUUUGUCGCGACCCGGAUGGGGGCUCAACUGGUUCUGGGAGGUCUCUUUGCCAUGCUUGCGCCCUCGAAACUCCUCCUGCUUGCCAUCCCUGGCCUGCUUCACACCGUCACACUGAACCCCCACGUCAUGACGCAGAAUGGUAUGGAUCGACUCAACGGCACGCUGCAGACGCAGAACUGGACCAUCAUCGACAGGAAGGAGUCCCUGACGGGUUACAUAUCUGUUAUUGAGAACCAGGACUCGGGAUUUCGGGUCAUGCGCUGCGACCACAGCUUGCUGGGUGGCGAGUGGGUGCGUUAUGGGCGCAACAUCGUUUCAGAGCCAAUCUAUGGCAUUUUCGUGAUGCUGGAAGCUGUCAGGCUUGUCAAGAGGGAGGUUCCUGUGCCAGACGAGAAAGCAAAGGCGCUGAUAGUUGGCAUGGGCAUCGGCACCACACCGUCUGCUUUGAUUGCACACGGGAUUGAUACCACUAUUGUUGAAAUCGAUCCUGCCGUGUACGAAUUCGCCGCAAAGCACUUCUAUCUUCUGCCAAAUCACACUCCAGUCAUUGAUGACGCAGUUGCGUACGCCAAGAGGUUGGCUAGCAGCUCCGACAAGCGCUUCGACUACAUCGUUAAUGAUGUCUUCACAGGAGGUGCUGAACCUGUUGAGCUCUUCACACUCGAGUUCCUCUCAGAUCUGCGCACGCUUCUCAACCCAGACGGCGUGAUCGCCAUCAACUACGCCGGUGACUUUGCUCUGCCGCCGCCACGCAUCGUUCUCAAUACAAUCAAACAAGUGUUUCCCAACUCCUGCCGCAUAUACCGGGAACACGCACGCAAUGAGACACAGGUUGCCGAGACCAAUGUCGACUUUACAAACAUGGUCAUCUUUUGCCGAAAGACCGAGACGUCGACGCCUUUGACUUUCCGCGAGCCAAUUGAGAAGGAUAUGCUGGACAGCGUGUCGCGAGUCCAUUUCUUACUGCCAAAGCACGAGGUCCUCGAGAGUGAAUUCCUCUCCAACGAAACUUCUGUACUUCGAAGAAACAACACCCAGAUUCUUGAAAAGUGGCACAAGAAGAGCGCGAUGGGCCACUGGGAGGUGAUGCGGACGGUUGUGCCGCUGCAGAUUUGGGAGAGCUGGUGAGAUGAUGCGGUUUGGGUCUUUUUUUUAGAACUUGUAGGCACGUCAAAUCAUAUCUUUUGAGUCUAUUCGUUUAUGUAUUUUUAUUUUUAGGUUUCCCUCCUCGUUGUAAAAAGAAGUUUCCAGCUUCUUUCAAAUUAGUCCGUACAUGCGGCACAUUGGCGAUACAUGUGGACUGUAUGGGACUUGACUUCAACUGGCUCCGUUCAGAAAAUUCAUGAUUGUUCCUAUCAUCUACCGUAGAUUUUACCUACAACAAGAAGAAAAAAAAUUGUUGCUGCUGUACUCCAAAUGACAUCGUGAAAGAGACCAAUUUUACAUCGUAACGCUACUACUGCUUGGCUUUCUUCUCUGGCUCUACAGCUGCCUGCAAAGCCCUCUCCAAAGUGAACUCAUUUGAAUCCGCAACAUAGUCAGCCAGAUACGCCGGCACCUCAGCGACGGCAUUCGCAGACGCGGGGAGCGGUUUACCCAGGGUCUCGUAGACAGGCACGACGCCAGUCCAGACCCGUCCUACAAGCUCCUCGUUCUUGGCGUCCCUGACCUCCUCGUGCGGCUCGCCCGCCCGCACCUUUGCGCUGCCGGAUUGGAUCUUGACGCGCAGGACGCUGGUGCUCUGGACCUCUGCGCCCGUCGGGGGCUGGCGCGAGUUCUCCCAGCGUCCCGGGGCGACGCCGUUGGUGAUGAGCUCCAUGGCGUACAGCUUCUCGGCCUCGUCGGUCACGACGGUCGCGUGCCCAAACAGCACGGCCGAGCGGUAGUUGUAGCUCGACGAGAAUGGCGACAGGGCCAGGACGAGCCCGUCGACGUGCGCCGCCGACACGCAGACCGGGACGCCCGCGGGCCCGUUGCCGCCGUCACCGUCGCCGUUGCCGCCGCCCUGGGAGCGCGCCACGUUGGCCAUACGCAUCGACACGUAGCCGUGCAGGUAGAGGUCCAGCACGUCGGCCACGGACGAGGACGGCCGGGCGAAGGAGCCCACCUUCCCUAUCAUGGGCAACGUGAUUGGGAAAGGGGAUGAGGGGUCUGUGAAGGAGACGUGGAGAAUCCGGGAGCUGUUGAUUAUGGUGUGGAUGGUGGUGAGGGAGUAAUCCCCUGGAUUGAGGGCUGUUUUAGUUGCCCUUCUCUUUUUGCCAUAGUUCUAGAAACUAUGCCGAGGGGUGGGGAGAUGAACGAAGCAUACCUCGCUCAUUGUGGCGCUUGACUGAGUUCAGCGCGUUCUGGGGGUACUCUAGCUCGUAACGAGGCAUUUUCUUGUCCUGAUCUUGAUGCCUGAGCCGGGGAAGCAGGAAUCUUCUUCAAACAAAAUGAUAUAGCGAACAAAAAGAGAAAAGUCUCAUGCGCCCUGUUUUCGGUGAUUGACUGACAAUUUAUCCUUCUGUCGGAGAGUACUUUCCAACCCGUGAGUCACAGGAAGAGUUGUAUCAAGAAUGGAUUUUUUUUUUUUUUGGACUAUUCCCGAAGCCAGAUGUUCGCCCAGCCCGAUGAUCACCCAGAUGAGAUAGAUAGACGAU